This is a messenger RNA of Amoebophrya sp. A25, 12914 nucleotides long. NCBI's taxonomy places the organism in Eukaryota, Dinophyceae, Syndiniales, Amoebophryaceae. The record is from the annotation of a GenBank genome assembly.
AUGGAGUAUGCGUGGGUUCGAAAUGUGGCCUUGGAAGUUGCAUCAACGUUGUGCGGAACUGCCGGUAAGCAGCUCAUGCGGAUCGGCAAGCUCGUCGAGCUCUCGGCAUCUGGAGAGGAUGGUCCUCAUAUUAAGCAGAGUAGGCUUUAGGUGUUCAUAUUGCCGUUCGUUUUCCCUUUCUCAAAGGGAAAAGGCAGAAAGCCCCCCGCGGGGAGAGCGAACACCAAAAGCUUACCGCUAAUCGAAGUAGAGGGACAGCGAGCAGAUGCCAGGGCGGUAGGAAGAUAUGGACACAGGGUUGCAGCAUAAGCAUUGACAUAUUGCGUCAUGUAUUGCAUUUACACAUGUUGAUUCUGAUCGAGAUCACGGCAUUGCUUUAUUGACAUGAAGAUAUCACAGAAUAGCGCACUGUGAUCAUUCUAGAAUAUUAUAGUAAUUAGAUCUUCUCUCCUACUUCCCGGCUCUUCUCUCACGCUUACCAGUUGUUAUUAACAUGAAGAUCAUAGUCAGUGCGAUCCGUAGACGAUAUGAUAGCUGCGGUCUUUAUUCAAGAGUUUACGUUGUUACUUCACGUAGUGCAUACUGUUACUACUGAUCGACCAGUACUCGUAUAGAAAUAGAAUGCCCCAGAACAGGACCCCGAUCUAAGUCUGUUUUUCGAGUUCCGCUGUUUGACUCUGUCUAUGACUCUGUCUAAAUACAAUCUAAUAUCCAGACGGCAUCAUGGGGAGUCGAACUCGAAGUGGGCAAAAGAAUAUGAUCACGAGGACGGCCAUGAGUACAAAGAACUGUCUGAUGAAGAUGACGAUUAUACCUCGACAGACAGAGAGGAAACGCCUCGUCAGGAGGAGAAAAUUAUGACUAAUAUGGAUGAACUCCAUUUUCGACUCAUCAAGCAAAUCUUGGAACCUCUUACUAGAACCCUUCUGAGUUGUACCUUUGGUAGAAGUACAUCUGGGUGGGACCAUUUUCAGAAGAUCAGACACAAUAUCAUAACCUAAGAGACUCCAAAAGCGCAAAGAAUUGUUCCCAACCAGGCGAAGAGCCUGGAACAGCGACAUUUCCUUCUGGUCGUAGAGAUGAUUGCCCACUUCUAGAUGUUCGUCUACCAGUUGUACCUUUGGUAGAAGUACAUCUCGGUGGGACCAUUUUCAGAAGUGCUUCAUCUUGGAGGAAGGAAUCUUGUGGUAAAAGUGCAUCAAGCAAUGAAGGAGGCUGUUUAGUAAGUAGAUCCAACAUCAAGAUGCGAAUUAUAGUAGCAAUUCUACUUGGUAGUUAAUAAUAUGGUUUUACUUAUAUUUUAGGAAAAAUAAUGAUUGAAUAUCUUCUAACACGCGGAGUUUGCUUCCUCGAAAAAAGGGAGGCCGCAGACGGUCUUCGUCUUGCAAUAAGACUUCAGCAUCAGAGUCAGAACAUGAAGGCAGAGCCUUGGAGAACGAACAAGAGGGAAAAGUUGGGUUUCCCCUAGAGAGGUACGAGAACAAACAAGAGGAAAAGAACGCUGAGUUUUCAACAUCAGGGUCCUCUUUGUUAGGGCUUCCGCUCCUCAAGCAUGUCCUUCCACUCUCACCCUUCGUGGUUCUACUUUUUCUACUUGAAAAAGAAGCAACUUCCACGGAUAUUAUAUCUCUGAAAGAGGAAAAUGCUAACGCGGUAGCUCUAACUUUGGGUGGGCAGAUCGUGGGCGAACAGGUGAAGCACGCUGCCGAUUUAGUCAUGCUUCAACACGCGAAUCGUUCCUCUGAUGCAGCAGACGUCCAGAACACUGGUUGCGAUUCUGUUGUUGUGAUCAUUUUAUGAAGACAAUGAGUGACCGUGAUACCGAUCUCGACAAAGUUGUUCCUUUUUGCAGUCGGUGCGAAUCUACUUCGUGUUUAUUUAUUUGAUGAGCCACUGAAAAUCGAUGUUGUUCAUCAUUUUGCACUCUGGUUCUAAAAUAAGGUCCUCUCGCUCGCAUCUCCGUCUCUAUUCUCCUAUCAUCUCACCCUACUUUCAUUUUCCCCUCCAGUGUUGACUGCAGUAUCUGGGGUUUCGUCUCGGUGUUUUUCCUCCCCUGACGAGUCUGAAAGCAGGCCAACACGAGCCAGCACGUUUUCUUUUGCCCCUAGACGAAGCGGUCGGAGCGUCAGCGAUAACGGCGAUGGGGAUGAGAGAGGAAUAAAGCUUAGGAUACAUAGAUUGGUGUAGGCUUAUUAGACAGCACUUGAUAUUAAGCGUUUUUUAGAAUCUACCUUGGUUAGUCUCACUAGUGGAUUUUUUACAAUCAGGAAGCACUAGCCGAAACUCCUUGGGCUGGUGCUGUUACUUGUAUCUAUAGUUUGAAUAUCACGUGGCGUAAUAUAGAUGCCGACGUACUUACGAUCAUAAUUUUGUAUCAGUUGCCUGCGGGAGCAGAAGGGCGUCCUUGUCCUCGUGUGCCCUUAUCUAAGGGUUCUUAUCACUACUCGUUGUACUAGUUUUGCUCAAUAAAAUCUAACUAUGAUUUAUUAAUAUCUAGAGUAAGAGUACAAGUAGGAGUAUGUUCGUCGAAUCUUUACUGCCAUGUUGCGGGGGAUGCAUGCAGCAAGGACGAGAAAGGAAAAGGUUUAGAAGAGGAGCCUCUCAGGAUAUUUAUGCAGUCCGAUAUAGUUAAGGCGAUCAUAACAACAAAUAAAAGCUUACAUUGCUUGAGAUGUUGUAGUUUUAGAUUGCCUUAGAGUAGAUCGAUCGCUACCUCAAGUUGAGCAUGCUACCAUUUAGGUGAAGACUCUCCUGCUACCAUCAGAGAGCUUAAGCUUAUGUUUUUAGAAGAUAAAACCAUCAUCAAGGACUUACCUAUUAUACCUUUGAAGAUGUCCUCGUAGUUGGGCUAGUAGCCACUUGCUUUUGAUCACGCUAUCCGUAUCCGCGAUGAAAGCAAGUACACUAGUAGUCUUGCAAGAAUUUCCUUCACGAUUAUAGAUGUGCUUUCUCAUCUAAAUUUAACGAAAACAACGCACUAGCACUUGUUCCCAGAACGAGAACCUUGAAGUUGCAUCAACAACAAAAACCGAGGAAGCUGUCAUGUUUCCAAUCCGAAAAAAACAUCUUGAGUUCUUCCUCCAAAGAUAGUUCGAGUUCUUUCGACGUCGAGCGGUGGCGACUGGGGCGCGGCCUGUGCGUCAGCGGAAUCUUCAUCAAUGCUUUUAUUGGCCCUUUCCUUGACGCUUUCGCUUACAAAGGAGUAGCGCAAUCCUUGAUUACUCCUCUCAGUGGAUUGGGAGUGGUACUAUAAUUCGAUAUUUUAAUAUUUUGGAGUUUACAAUCCAGAAAUCAAAGGUCUUCGCUAUUAAAACACUGCAGGUUUGGAAGAAGUAGAAGCUUCUACAUGGCCACAACUUCAAGAACUACCUUCAAAGUAUAUAUAAAUAUACUACGUUUUAGUUCCUUCAUUGUAUUUUUAGGGAGUUAAUACAGUUACAUCAACAAGUCCAGUCCUGUGGUCUACAUAGUCGUGUGCGUGGUGUACAUUGCAGGUCGCCGGCCAUGUCGUUAGGUUUCAGGAACAAGCGCGCUCGGUGCGUUUGUGGGCGGGCAAACCCGUACGCGGGUGGAUCGGUGUGCGGGUAGAUAGACGCGCGGACGGGUGGGCCGCGUGUGGGCAUGUGUGUGGCCUUUGGUGGGGUGGGGCUGUGGUUGUGUGUGGUUGUGUGUGGCCUUUGGUGGGGUGGGGCUGUGGUUGUGUGUGGCUGUGGUUGUGUGUGGCUGUGGUUGUGUGUGGCUGUGGUUGUGUGUGGCUGUGGUUGUGUGUGGCUGUGGUUGUGUGUGGGUGUGUGUGGCUGUGGUUGUGUGUGGCUGUGGCUGUGUGUGGCUGUGGUUGUGUGUGGCUGUGGUUGUGUGUGGAUGUGGCCGCGUGUGCCUGUGGCUGUGUGUGCCUGUGGCGGUGUGUGCCUGUGGCUGUGUGUGCCUGUGACUGUGGUUGUAUGUGGCUGUGGGUGUGUGCGGCUGUGUGUGUGCUGUGUGUGGCUGGGCCCCAGGUAUCUUCUUCUGGAAGUGCUUACUUAUUCAGAAAACCUGUUCUGGGAAGGCUGUCCCAGCAGUCUUGUUCUGGAGAGGCUGUCUCAGAACUUUUGUGCUGGGUAGGGUCUAAAAACCUGCUCUGGAGAGGCUGGAAGGCUGCGCAAAAGGCCGGCCUUGGAAAGUUUGCUCCACAAGUUGCGUUCUGGGGAGGCUGUUCCAGAAGGCCUGUGCGCUCUGGACAGGGUGCGCCAGAAAACUUUCCUGGGACGGGUGUCCCAGAAAACUUGUUCUGGAAAGGGUUUCGUGGCUUGUGUUGCUAGGAUACUCUCGCAGCGGAAAAUUUUCAGUAGGUUGCACUGGGUGAAUCGUGUCCAUAUAGAGAGCACCGCGAAAGGAGCCGGCGCCCCUGGUGGUCGAUUCCUCAGCCUCUCUGCUCUUCCUCGCUAUUGCUGGAACUGGAGUGCGCCGCAUAGUAUGGGGGCGACCCGUGCCCUGUGUGUGCUUGCUUGCAGCGACGGCGACCCCCUCGCCAGAAGCGCGUCGCAGGCAUUCUCCAGUUUCCCGCGUCUUGGGUGCGGUUCCCGCAGCUGGGUCCGCGGUAGAAGCGCGUGCCGCGCUGCGGGGCCGUGAUUUUGCUUCUUUGGUUAGUGGUCGCAUUCGUCGGAGUGGCAGUCCCAUCGUCGCGAGCGCUUUUGCGCUUGUCCUUUUUAUGGAGCAGCGGUUUGACGGGAGCUGCAGCCGCAGACGUUCGCCAGCCAGCCUGAGGACCCAACAAAGGCUGGCGUCUCCGUCAGACGCCAGGAUUCUCAGACGUCUCAGAAUUUCUGAGACCUCCCGGAAGCCUGAGGUCUGCGCUGAACUUGAGGGCGUUUCUCUGUCCGGGGACUGAUUCAGUCUGGUGCACUCGGUCGGUUCCCGGACCGGAAAAACCCCUGGCGCCCGCGUCAGACGCCAGACUUUUGCCAAUUCUCAGAAGUGAGGCUUUCGAGACCGAAAGUCCUGGCGUCUGACGCAGACCUCAGCUUUUUCAGAGUUGGUUCCCGGAGCACGAUCAAACUGCCACUACGUACUGCGGCCCUCGUCAUGGCGCGUUCUGCAGCUUCGUCUACAGGCCGUUGGACGCGUCGGGGGGCGCUGCGCCCGUGCUUUUGGCUGUGGGGUGCAGACAGCAGGCUCGCGUGGCAGUUCUUCGACUCCCGGCCCUCGGGGGUGCGUGGCCGUGCUUUCUCGUUCGAUGCACAGGCGGCGGAGUGGCUUGCCGUUGCCUAGGUGGCAGGCGUGUCUUUUCUUGCUGUAGGUGUGGCCAGGGGUCCGGUGAAAUUGUGCCGAUCGCGGAAUCGGUCGCGUGUCGAACUUUGGAGAUUUCUUCGCGUCGGAGUCUUCUACCUCUGCGGGGGUCCGUUUAGCUUGGUGGGCCCUCGGGCUGCGGGCUCGCGGCACUGGGCGCCUGUCGUUGUAACUAGCCCCCCUGCCCCAUUCUCCUUGUCUCAAGAUUUUCCGCUGAAAUUGCAUGCGUGUCCCAAAGUCAUGACUAGGGUUGUCCAGAGGUCUUGUUCUGGUAAGGUUCGUCCAGCGGUUGCGCUCUGGGCAGGCUGUUUCAGGAAACUUGUUCUGGAGCGAAAGGCUUCUCUGAGCAUCUUUUUCUGGGCCGGCUGUUCCGUCCCUUUUGUUCUUGGCAGUGCUCUUCUGGAAAGGCUGCGCCAGAAUGCCUGCCUUGGAAAGGCUGCUCCAGAAAUUGCGUUCUGGAGAGGCUGCCCCAGAAAACGUGUUCUGGAAAGGGUGCCCCAGGAGACUUUUUCUGAAAAGGGUGCCCCAGGUAGCCUGUUUGGGUAAGGUUGACCCAGAGCCUGCGUUCUGCUGGGCAGGCUGUUUCAGAGAACCUUUUCUGGGAAUGCUGUCCCAGAAAUCUUGUUCUGGAAUGGGUGCCCCAGGACGCCUUUAUUUUAUUUCUGGGAAGGGUGUUCGAGAAAACCUGCUUUGGAAAGGGUGCCCCAGAGGUCCUGUUCUGGAAAUGCUGCGCCAGGCGACCUGUCUUGGAAUGGCUGCGCCAGGCGUUGUGUCUUGGCGAGGUUGUUCCAGAUGACCUGUCCUGGAAAAGGUAUUCCAGAAAACUUUUUCUGGAAAGGGUGCCCCAGAUAACCUGUUCUGGUAAGGUUGACCCAGUAGCUAUGUUCUGGGCAGGCUGUUGCAGGAGACAUGUUCUGGAAAUGCUGCUCCAGGAAACCUGUUCCGGAAAGGGUGCCCCAGAAAACCUCCUCUUGGAAGGGUGUCCCAGAUAAGCUGUUGCUGUUCUGGAGUUGGUGUUCCAGAAAACCUGUCUUGGGAAGCGGGAAGGGUGCUCCAGAAGACAAAGUCUCUCCUGGAAAGGCUGCCCCAGAAAGCUUGCUCUGGAAAGGCUGUCCCAGAACUUUUGAUCGGGGCAGGGGGAAAGUCGCCCCUGUCUCGUUCUAUAUUUAUAGAGUAGUUUAUAGAACGGAUGUAGGGUGGACUUGGAUGGAUCGGAUGGACCCCCCUGAUUCUUCCGAUCCUACUUGAAAUGGUGGGAAGUCCAUCCGAUCCAUCCGAUCCAUCCCAUCCCGGAUCUGGCACCCCUAUAAAUUACUCUAGUUUUAUUAUCGUACAUAAGUAGAUAAUCACUCUCGACUCAUCAAAAUCAGUCAGGUCUGGAACACGAUACUUGCGCCUUUUACUUUGGGUGAGCAUCUAUCUUGUGGUCGGAUAGCUGGCAUACUUUUAUGGAUUCUACUCCACGCACCUAGUUAAUAUCAUCUGCUCUUCUACUAAAGAGCGUCACAGUCGUUUUUAUCUGGUGCUGCAAUACAGUUUUCACUUCGGUGACAUCCACCUGCUGGAACUGUUUUGUUCAGUCAUAGGGCUUGGGGUGUAGUAAAACUAAAUGGGACACGACCAUGCAGAUACUUCUGCUCUAAUCACAUGCAUACUAGUGGGUAUAAUAUCAACGGUUUCUUUCGCAGUGAAGCAAGAAGAUGACGAGUGGAACAAGAGGAAGAUCGAAUUUAUCUGGUUUUCUUUGCGGACUCAGUGCUACUUAAGGCAACAUCUCUAGACAGUCUGGAGUGUGGAGUAGUGGUCUAGACGUAGUUGAAGGAAACACGACAAGGAAGACCACGACCACUAAGAGAGGUAGACCGCGUAGGGUCUGCGCUUGAAGUUCUUCUAAGCGAAGUCUUUUUUUUUAUGCUCUUCGUUUUUGGCAAUCUAGUACUGCAGCACCGGCUACCCAAGCACGACUUCCGCAGGGGCUUCAGCAUUGGAAUCACUGCUGGUACUAUCUGAGUAGAGAGUCAUCAAUUGCUGACAUUUUUCCUUGCGAAAGAAGCUGACUCUUUAGAAAGAAAUUUAGCUGCUACCUGCCAAAAAAAUGUGUGCCUAUCUCCUCACUCUCAUGCAGCUUCAACGUUAACCCCACACCCACUUGGCCAGUUGGCAUAUUUCUUUCUCUCCACCACUUGACUAGAGUACCACGGCAUCAAUCGGAAUCCCACACGUCCAAUCAGGUGGCAUAUUUUUUUCUUUCCACACCACUCUUUUUCUUGGAGCAGGAGCAAAAUGAUAGGCACUUUACCAGAGUACAGCAUCAACCCCACGCGUCCGACCAGGUGGCAUGUCUGGUAAUAUGUUCUGCAUGAAGCUCCUGAUGCAGCUCCUGGGCCUAGGCCAUACAGACGGUGGGUUUCGUGGGAUUUUCCUUCUCUUCUGGACUGACACAUUUCUCCUCUGCUCAAUUCUUGGUGGAGCCUUGUUCUUUUUAUGCGGAAUAACUAUUUUUCUUUUUGUACUUAGAGUGAGGCCCCACGCCGGGCUUUCAAGUCUUAGGUGAUAAAAGCCAUCUUUGUCCUCCAUCAACACGCCUUCUAUGCUUAUUGUUGGCACUGAAAACUAGAAGUUGUCGCACUUGUUCUACUACCCUUUUUUACUAAUCAAUACUCAAUCGUCAAUCUGAUGCUCUGAGUGAGUACUAGUCGCUGCCCUGUUUAAGGCUACCCCUAAUCCAUCUCUAUAGGAAUCCCUCAACAAUAUGCAUCCCCAUACAAGGGGAAUACUGUGCCAUAUUGUUGAGGGAUUGCCACAGGGAUGAAUUAGCGAGAGCUCUAACCUGUUGAGGCAACCUGAUUGAUUGACUGACAACUGGAGAGGCGCUUGCCCGGUAAUCAGGGCUAGCGGUUUGCUCCCGAAGUGAAGUGCGCGAGGUGCUCAGCAAGCUUGCCGGUGCCGAGGAGGUGGCGCCUUGGUGGGGGCCUACUUUGGCGGGGAGCUGUGCUGCCAGCUAGUCGGCCACCUCGUCGCGGGGUGCCCACUGGUCCCAGGCAGCGUGGCUCAUACCAUGACCGACCCUGUGGAGCUGGUAGCGAGAGACCCCAAGAGGCACACCGGCCGCGUCUUAGCCGAGCGGGGCCUCCCCAGCACGCCGCCCGCCUGGCCCAAGAAAAAGAAGGAGCCGAAGCCCAGCAAGGAGGGGUAGGAGCUGAAUACGCCUCCAGAGUGGCAGGCCAACGCUACCAAAGCAGUCCGCACCAGACAGGCGGUGGGCGGCGCGUGGGGCACAAACGCCGGCGAGCUGUCAGGCAACCUGGCCUGGGCGCUAGGUCUCUUAGAUAAGCAGGGGAGGGGCAAAGGGUGGAAGCGGGGGAGAACAGGCCGGGCAUACGGGGCCUGAGCUUGAAGCUGAAGACAUAAAGGGAAAAGAAAGCAGGAAAGAAACAGAAAAGAACAAAAGAAAGAGGAGCAAGAGCUCUAAGACAAAUAAAGGCGGCUUAGCUGAAACCAAGCGCAGCCUGAUGGCCCUGAAAUUUUUAGCAGAAAGACCCCAUCCGCCGCGUCGGUGGCGGUGAGCGUCUGGCUUGCGGGCCUAGUCCAACGCGGCCCCCUCGCACCAAAUUCAGUCUUUUUUUGUUGGGACCCUUGUGGCUUCCAAUGACUCCGUGUCGGGAGGCGCGAUGGGUGGCGGAUGUCGGGCCUCUCCGUCAGUGGAGAAGUGCGGCGAGAGCCGGCCCGGCAUGCUCUGAGGUCUCUGGCGUGGGUUUCUGCGUAAAAGGUUGCGAACGAGGAAGGAUAGCCUGACCAUGUGCCCGCGUGACAUUGUCCAGUGAUCAGCCGGGGGCGCGGCUCUCUUCCUCAACUGAGUGGGGAGGGCCCCUCCUCCAUUAGCCCGACACAGCGUAAGCGAAUGAAGCGGGCAGAGCAGUCCAUAGACGGUAGCAGAUAGUUUGCGCCUGAGGUUCUUUGUAACAGUCUACGUGAGGCGGCUAGCCGCUGGUCUUUUACUAUGGGUGGCCUUUUGCGGGCUAGGUCAGCGGGGGCACUGGCGUGCUUGUACAGUCCAGAGUUAGCCUGGGGCCUUCGUUCUUCCGCUAUCCAGCGCCGCCGCCCGUUGGGCGGCCGCAUGCGGUUGACUACGUGACUGGCUGACUGACUGGCCGACGGACUGACUGGCUGCUUGAGUACUCGCCGCGCCUCUACUAGUAGUGUAGUCCAACUACCUUCCACAUUCACUAUCUAAAAAUGCUAAUGCUCAAACUUUCCAUCCUAUGCAGCUUCGCAAUGCGGUAAACGAAUGCAAAAGCUCUAUCUUUUGCUAAUAUUUUUCACCUCCAUCUACGAACGGGAGCUCCUUUCUUUUUAAUAGUAGCAGCGUCACUCACUUUAUUAUAAGUAAACUAGUACUUCUACUUGCCGGCAGUUUACCUUUAGUAUGACUGGCGUGUUGAUGAUGAGUGACAGUAAGUGAAACAAUAACAUAUCCCUCCCAUCUUCAUAUCCUUCGAUCACAAACGCUGCACUUUUGGCUACGGGCAUGAGGAAUUUUGACUCCCUCUAUAUGGUCUCGAUUUUUGAAGCUUCACUUAAGGCUCACAGUAAUUCACCUUCACAGGUCGACAUCUUGGCUUUUCCUCAGUGCGGCCCUUCCGAUAGUUGUAGUUUUGUUGGCCGAAUGUGCGGUCCUCUUAUGCUCCCCCAGUCUGUAAUAAAUUACUUAAUUGCUCGGUAGAGGUUUUUCGUUGAUUAAAUGGGCGGCAGCAUAUAGCCGUAACUAAAAAAGAAACGUGGACCGCGGUCCAGGGCGAGAAACGGGAAACCCCCCUGAGCUUGAACUUGGGCUCAGUUUCCCUCUUGGACUCUGAGAGCAUGAAGCAAGGUAGAAGAUGAAUCAAUGUGAGCUCUAACUCACAGAUCAUUGUCGAUGGCUUGUCAGCUGCCGUGGUGAUGCGAGAUUUUGAUUAAGAAACUUUGAUAUAACUUCAUCUGAAACAAGUUUGCUAUGUAGUGAGAAGAUGAUUGAAAGCAGAAAGUAAGUACAAAGAAAUGCACGUAAUUAUCGUCGUACAACUAUAGGGUACAGACAGAGAAGCAUGAUGUUGACAUGACAUGACUUCUUGUUCUUAUACUAACUACAAUAGCACUUCUACAGCACCUCCUUCAGUUAGUAUCUAUCCUUCUAGCGUUCUCGUCCACCUGAACUCUGGUUAGCAUCUAUCUUCCUGCUAAUGUCCUCGUCCGCCUGAACUCUGGUUAGCACAUCCUUCAGUAUCUAUCCUGCUGCUAAUGUAGUCGUCCACGUGAACUCUGGUUGGUAUCUAUCCUCGUGCUAAUGUCGUCGCCCACCUGAACUCUGGUUAGCACCUCCUUCAGUAUCUAUCCUGCUGCUAAUGUCCUCGUCCACGUGAACUCUGGUUAGCAUCUAUCUUGCUAAUGUCCUCGUCCACCUGAAUUCUGGAGGUUAUACACCACCUAUUAAGCAUCUGCCCUUCUAAUUUCCUCGUCCACCUGAACUCUGGUUACCUGGCAACUACCUUCUAGCACCAGUCUGGCGGAUUAUUGGAUAUGCGGGCAGCAUUUUUUUGGUAUGGCAAUGCUUCAUUUGUUCUAAUUGUAAUUUGUUGUAGUACGACGGGUCAGGAAGAUACAUAGUUCUUGAUGUUGCUAGUUGUACUAGUUGUAGUGGUAAGAUACUUUUAUAGGCUCUCCCAAUAUGGAGGUGCCUUUACACUGAGUGGCCUCACAUAUAGACGCGAAACGCAGCUACGAAAGAGGUAAGUGCCACGACAUGACAAGUUCACCAUAUUAACAAUGCUGAUUUUUAUUAUGUGUAGCACUGUAGUUAAAGUUACAACAACAAGGUACAGCGAGCUGGUUAAUAGGUGAUCAGUUCCUCCAGUUUAUCUUACAGUUGGUCGCCGGGUGACAGGCACAGCACAGUUAAGUUGGUCAACACGUGGAUGAAUACGGAUAAAGACUUUUGGACUCCUCGUGAUUAGUAAAGAAUUUCGCUUUUCUUAUUACAACAACAACAACAACAAGGUACUUCUAGAAGGUAUAGGUAAUGCCACCCUAACUUUAACUAUGUUCGUUGACACUUUUAUUUCAAAGUGGACCUCCAUCAUGGAGUUUCACUUUUUUAUUGAGGCGGUUGAUAAUUAGGCUGUGAAAGGAAAACAAGCGUUCCUCUCUAAUUCAAAUUGUCGUCGGUUUGGGUGUUUUGCUACAGGCGCAAAAGAAAACUGCAGUAUCUGGCCGCUAUGGUGCAUCGUAGGAGGAGGAUCAACAAGGGUUAAGCGUACACAGAGAGCAGAAAUAGUUAGUGCUGUGCCCUCGGUCCGACUUCGAUCGUAUGAACGAAGAUUGUGCCAAAAGGAUCCCUUCGCGGUCUGCCUAAGCCUUCGAGUUUUCUGCCUAAAUUUUAACUUUAGGCAGAUUUUGCCUUUGUUUAGGCAGCUCUAGCGGUGUGCCGCUGCGGCGGAGUCGGUUGCCUAAAAGUUCACCAGGCCACUGCCUAACGGCUCACUUCUGCGCUCCGGAGCCACCCGGUGGCUCCGGAGCAGGGCGGUGGACUAAAUUCGAGCCGUUUCUCUGCCUAAACUUUGGAUUUUUCUGCCUAAACUUUGAAUUUUUCUGCCUAAAUUUUGGAUUUUUCUGCCUAAAGUUUGGACUUUUCUGCCUAAAGUUAAAAUUUAGGCAGAAAAUUCGAAGGCUUAGGCAGGACCCCCAAGGGAUCCUUUUGGCUGAGCUUCGUGUAUACUUCGAUGUAAUUCUAAUUAUACCCGCCUAUAAGCACAAGAAGUAUAAUGUAGAUUGUAAUGUUGUCGUGCUUGGUUGUACUACGAAUAAACUCAAAUAAUUAGCCUACAGGAGAACAGCCUUGAGCCUGUUUUAUUGAGUAAGGAUACUACUAGGUAAGCAGCGUCUUCUGUAGGAAUUUGAUAUUGGUACAUCCGCAACGAGAAAGCAGUAACCUAGGCGCUAAGAACACUGGGGAAGCACGUGAAUAACUCGGAGCCUAUGUUCUAGAAAGUGAAAAAUAGAAGGAGAGCUUGAGAAACAGCAUAAGCAUCACCAAGCUUGAUCCGAUCGGGAUCAUUUUACUUGGCUGCCGUUACUUCAGUUUUUCGAAUGCUAGAAGAUUAACGAAUGGAAUGAAAGUGGCGCGAAACAAGAGAAACAGUUAUAACCGUAUAUUUCUUUUUGAACACAAACGAAUUCGAAUCCAAAGUAAGGUGAUUACGUUAUUUGCCCCAGCUGCAUAUUAAGGAGCCUCACUUUGUUACUAGGCCUACUCAUUUACAUUUUCACUAUCACCUAUUCAUCGCGAUUACAUAGAAAGUGAGCCGUUUUUACGUAUCUGCUAAUGGAUGCUAUUUAACAUUCAUUGAGAACCCAAUAGCUUUUAGAAGUAGUGGAGGCCAACGUCGGAUAUCGCGAGGACGAGGUCGGGGCGUCCUCUCUCUUUAUGAAGUUGUAUGACUGUAAAAAAAUUACAACUCUGAAAACUUUCAGCAGAAACCAACAAAAAGCAAAACCCAGAGUGUUGCAAUGCGGCAGGCCGUUCGCAGUGUGCUCGUUUCUUUUAGAGCCAGAUCAAAACAGAAAUUGAAACUGACUCUGCGACUUUACGAAAUCACUGAUAGAAUAAAGUGGAG